UUCACACAGUAAAUAAAAGCAUGGAGGCUCCGACUCUCGGGAUCUAACACCGAGCAGCGGGGGGUAAAGACACCGCCGCAUGCGCUCUUCCUCUCGCCAAAACACACAGGACGGAAGCGGGACAGCGGUGAACGCUUUCCCCGUUGGAUUAUUCCUCAUUUUUCCGCGGAAGGGAGGAUUACAGCGGGGGAAAGGAGCGGGGCAGCUCGCCGCGCCGAGCAUGAAGCGGACGGCUGGAGUGGCCAGGCACAAUGGCCUCGUCUCUCCGCUGGGGAACAACAACUCCGGAGCUUCGAGCAUCGUCUCGCCGCAGCAGCCCAGAACCACCAGCAUCCCCGCCUGUGCGGACAGCGGCGGCGGCGGCGGCGGAGGUGCCGUGGACGGCCUGCUGGAUUUCUCCAAAGGCCCCAGCGUCAAAACCGAACUGGUGUGCAAAUGGAUUGACCGAAGUUCUGCCUCUGCGAGACAGAGGCUGGGGCGGACGGCGACGUCAGUCUGCGACCAAACUUUCAGCUCCAUGCACGAGCUGGUGGACCACGUCACCACCGAGCAUGUAGCGGCGGGGCUCGAGACCCUCAGUCACGUCUGCAUGUGGGACGAGUGUCUGCGCGGCGGGAAGGCGUUCAAAGCCAAAUACAAACUCAUCAACCACAUCCGCGUGCACACCGGGGAAAAGCCCUUCUCGUGCUCGUUUCCCAACUGCGGCAAGAUGUUCGCCCGCUCCGAGAACCUCAAGAUCCACACGCGCACACACACUGGUGAGAAGCCGUUCCAGUGUGAGUUUUGUGAGCGACGCUUCGCUAACAGUAGCGAUCGGAAGAAGCACUCGCAGGUGCACACAGCCUCCAAGCCCUAUGACUGCAAGGCCCUCGGCUGCACCAAGUCCUACACCCACCCCAGCUCCCUGCGCAAGCACAUGAAGGUUCACAUCAAGUCGUCACCUACCUCUGACCUCCAGGACCCUUUUGACUCCACCCCUCAUCAACUCCAGCAACCUCAUCAGGCUCUCCUCGAGCCCCUGAACCUUAAAAUGAAUCGCCACUCCCCAUCCCUCGCCAACAACCAUGCAGAAUUUCCACUUCUGACUAAUCAUGGACUGGGUAUCAGCUCAGCCGGUGAAGUGGACCAUAAGCUGCUGCUGCGAAGUUCAUCCCCAAUGGCGAUGCCGCUGGAUCUGUCUCUGUCAGGCUGGAAGAGUCAGCUGACCCAGAAGCAGCAGAGCAGCAGGACGCCGCGGAGGAGCCAGCGCUCAGUCAACCCAGCAUUACCUCAGCUGUCUAACAUUAAAGAGUGGUAUGUCUGCACCAGGACUACAGCACCACACUUUCCUCUACUUCACCCAGACCACAUCAAAUCAGAACCUAGCGACGAUGACGAGUACGUCACGUAGGAUGGAGGGACCUAGGAAAAGGAGAUUAAGAACUGACCUCAUGCACCGUCAGACCCACGCUUGGUCAGAUGAUGCUCUGUGGAAUCAUCGUUGCUGUAAUUUUCUAGAACCAGCAGUGGUAUGGUUCAGCAUCAGUGGCCCUUCUUAGGUGGAGAAGGCUUUUAUACUCGGUUUUCCAUACAGAACUCGGACCAAAAGCAGCGGCUAUGAGACUGUAGGUAUGAGCUACUGGACUUGCUUGAGUUUUGCCUGAAGACGUUUCACCUCUGAACAGGGUGGAAACACUUCAACAUAACUAAAGCGAGUCCGGUUGCUUAUAUCGACAGCCUUGAAGACGUACAGUUCUGAUCUGGAUGACUGAGAACCUUCACAGUGCAAUGGCUGAAAUGAUGCCACGAGGGGCAAGAGGACUUCCAUCACUAUGGUUAUCAAACUAAUCAGUGUUAGCUAGCUAACCUGAACUAACAAAGGGGAUGAUUUUGUUGAAAUGGACCAGAGAAUGUUGGUGACUGUUGUGCUUGAUGUUACCUGAAUAUGAAGAGGGUGUGUGUACAUGAUGACCUCUCUGGAGAAACAGAUUAUUAAUCCCUCCUCCCACAUGAAACAAUGUCAAGGGCUAAAUUGACACUGAUGGAAAGUGUUCAAAUGUUAACCUGAGCUCACAGUAUUUUUCUACACAUGGUGACACAGCGCUCGAGUGUGUGUGUGCGUGUGUGUGCCUGCUAAGGUCUCAGUGUUCUUUAAGUAAACUGCUUUGUUUGAGAAUUUGAGAAAAUGGCAAAUAUUUUUUGGAGAGCAGCAGAAUCUGCGGCAAGAGGACGAGUACGUUUGUUUGAAGCAGACUGAGGCCUUUUCAAAGCGCUCUCCGAGGUACAUUUCAGGUUUUUUAAACCGUGGUUAUUGGAGGUACUGACACACAGACCCCGUUCAGAAUCAACAUUACCAGUGUUACGUAUGACUGUUCACAUCUGGCAUUAAAGAGGACAUAUUAUACUCACAUAUUAAGGUUUUUUAUUUUAAAUCUAGGUUCACGUGUACAAAUGUUUCAAUUUACCUUCAGCCAGUGUGGUAAAUGCCUGCUCAGCUUUUCUUUUCCCCUCCUGAAAGCCUCUGGUCUGAUUGGCCAAUAAGCCGGGCUGCUGUGAUCGAUCAGCUGCUUCCAGCAUCUUUUGGUACUUAACUAGGGAAUUUCAACCUUCAUAGACUUUGGAGCAAUGUGCAGCCACUCAGUGUUGGGUGUCUUGCUCAGGGGUACCCCAACCUUUGUGACCUUGCUGGGAUUGGAACUGGCAAGCCCAGUUCUCCUUCCUCUUGGCCAUGGGCUACCUGUAAAAAUCCCAUGGCCAUGGACCUUAAACCAGGCUUGUCCAAAGUCGCUUUGAAACCAGAGUCUCAGGCAGAUACUUGCAUUAACCUCCUAUUUUAUUGACUCCAAAUGUUCAUUUGUUUACACCUGCGUGGCAUAGAUUUGCUUACAUUGCCAUUUCAAAAGGAAAAUAAAAUGAUGCUGAAACAGUGCAUUUGUAUGUAACUUUUACUGUAAAAAAAGAAAAGAAAAAAAGGUCUGAAGGGACCAUUGGCCCCUGGGAAUCUUCCACUAUCAAAUUCAGAUUCAGAUCAUCUGCUAAAAACAAUGAUGAUAACAACAGUGAGGCACACACCAGACUUAUCUUGUCCAGUAGGACAGUGAGGAGGAAAAAAAUAGUAGCAGUGACGUGUCUUGGGUCUCUGGGGGCCCUCGGCAAAGAGGGAUUUUUGGGGGGCCCUCUUUGAAUCCCCCCACGAAUACUGACCUCUGCUUUUAACAUGUUUUAUUUAUUUAUUUACAAAUAUCAACACUUUAUACACAACAAGCAUUAUUAACAACAAUACCACACAGACGGCACAUGGUUAGAAUAAAAAAAGGAAAAUCUCAGAUAACAAACUAGUGGGGGCCCCUUUGCGUUGUGUUGAGCAGUUUACAGACGACCUGGUGUAACUGCUGUGUGCCAGUAUCAGUUGACCACUGCGGCCCCUCCCGACUCGUUUCCGAUGAAAUUGGCUAGUUUCCCUACCAGCGUUGCCAUGGCUCUGUUCAGGGUUCAAACAGUAGUGCAGACGGAAACUACAUCAACAAUUAACUCCGUCCCAUGAUUUUUUGAUCUUUUACUUGAACCGAAAACAUAAGACACUAGAUGAAAGAAAAAUAUCGAAAAACCAUAAUAUGUCCUCUUUAAGUUUGCCUGUUAUUACUAUUUACUAUGUGCGCCUCCAUGUCUCAAGCUGGUUCUAGGCUCAGGGGGGGCCACUGCAGUGGGUGCUGACCCUGUCUCAGUACCUCACAGAGCCACACUUCACAAAAAACCGUAAGCCAUAGUGCUCUAUUUGGAUUUAUUGCUGAUGCUUUUUUUGGUUUGGCAGUUCACAUCAUUUCUUUGGCUAGCAUCUAAUAAUGGUCACAUCAGGUCACGUCACAUGCAGCACGCUGUUGUAUGGAAGCAAACAGCAGGGGGUUGAGUUAGUGUGUACAGUUUUAUGUUUAAGUUAUUGAGCAGCGGAAGCCACCGAAUUUAUGAGCAACUAAUGAUGAGGAGAAAGAGCCAAAUUGUAAAUUAGGGCUCAGUCGAAGCAUUUCUGUACAGAGGUGGGUGUGGAUGCGUCACAGGCAUCCAACCUGUAUCCAUUUUGGACUACAUAUGAAGAAGCUACGUGCAUAACACCACACUGAAGUGACUCAUAUUUCCUUUCUUUUUCCAUCGCUGUGACUGGGAUCUGAUUUUGUUUCACGGCUGUGUGGACACACAAAUGCCAGUUUACGUAUCAGAUUUGUGUCACUUCACCAUGUGUUCCAGAUCAGAUAUGACGUAUAUACAGUAUGUGGCCAUGCAACGUGAGCGAGAACAGUCAUGGCACAUGUGGCCUUUUUUGAGAACUGUGCACAGGGCAGUCACUUUUUCAAACAAAUAUUUUCCUUCAAAGAUGUUCCCCCUGCCCUCACAGACCCACGAACAUGACAUUAUUAAUUAUAACUCCUAACUAUUAGUGACGUGAGGUUGCACCUCCAUGGCGGCGGCCGUCUUUGAUGCUCUCUCCACCACCUCACUGGGGUUAAGCAACGUGCAUAAGCUCACUUCUUCAUUUUCUGAUGGGCCAAGAAGGCAUUCAAAGUGUCUAAGGCCAAGCUGCACUCAGAGCUCUGUCUGCUGGACCCUGCAGUAAUGACUUCAGACAGUCUGUUGUGCUUCUAGGCCAUAUAGCCAAACUCAAAUGGGUUUUUUAAGGUUUAAAUCUGAAUUUUCCCCUCCUAUGUUAAUAUUAGAUAAAAAGUGACAGCCCUUGUGUGCAUAUGCAUGUGUGUUCACAUGAAAGUCAGUUUGUCUAGUCUGAUCUGUACUGAAUCAGUGUGGCUGGUAAUGUGGACAUCACCCAAAUCAGACUUGAAGAAAUAAGAUUCCACUUCAUUUGUUCUCUUCAGACUGUCGUGGAAAACAAAAAGGGAUCAGAGUCACAUCUGAGCAAAAACCAGUCAGACGUGGACCACAGGAGCCUGCAGUCUGAAAGCACCACAUAAGGUUAGGCUCAGAAUCUGAUCUUUUUAGGAAACGUAUCCAAUCCUUUUGCCUGCGUUGCCUUGGUAACAAUGUAGGUAAAUAAUCACCCUGUCAGACUGAGACUGGUGCAUGUAUAUUGUAAUGAUCCAUACACUAGUCUUCGCUGGCUCCACUGUUGUUGCGUAUCGCGUUAAGAGUGAUGCAGAAGACAAUUUGAAAUCGGAUAUGAGCAGCCAGAGAGUUCACACUGACACACGUGUAGAAACAUCUCAAAUCACCUGGAUUUGAGAAAAUGGGAUUUCAUGUGGUUUUGGGUUUUUUUGCUGUCCACAGCUCCAGACAUUCAAUCUGCAUUAAGAUAGUAGAUUCUUUUUUCUGGCACACUAAAAAAAAGCCCUAAUAAACUUUUGGUAAUUACUUGUUAACAGGUUUUAUGACCUCAACUCAGUCUUGUUAAAGACUUUGGGACUGAUCCUCCUUGUACUCAUCAAGUGUCAUCUGUACCUCCUCCACUCUAUGAACCUUUCACUAAGUUCUUAAUGUUUACACUCCAUUUUAAGUUCAUGAUCACCAAGGUUUCCAAAAUGGCCAUGUAUACUUGGUAUACACAUAUCCUUUUAAUAUGAAAUGUGUAUUCAAUGAUGCACAAACCGUCCAGUAUUUUUGAAAAAUAACAUCUCGGAUUCGAAGGUCAACUCGGUGUAAGUGUCUCGUAUCGUCAAUGGCUCAAGAAAGUGCAAUGUGCUGUGUAAGAUUGUUGUCGCUCGGAAAACUUUGUCAUUUUUGUUUGAAGAGAAAACUGUCAAUGGUUAAUAAUGAUUUAUGAACAUCACUCAUCCAUGAGUCGGUCAUUUCAAGCUGGAUUUGAUAGUAAGCGAUGCAAUUUAAAGAAAGUGAGCACACCUGAAGUGUCACUAAUAAGCUGUAUUUGCACAGGAAAACUGGGUACGCAACUACUUUGAACGCAGUAGGUAAAGGUUGGCGCCACAAGCAGCUCUAUAAACUGUGAUGGGCGUCUUUGAAUUCUUGUUUGGGGAAUAAUAUGACUCUUCAUAUGUCUUUUCUCUUCUAAAUCAUUUUCUCUGAAGAGGCGAUUUCAUUGGACCUUUUAUGAAUAAUUAAAAAGUAAAUCAAUUUGGAGUGGAAAAUGUUCAGCGUUGUAUUGAAGGUUUGAUUCUCCAGAGCAAUAAUCUCUAGAUACUAAGACAACCCAGCAUCACACAACCUAGGUGUACGGACGUUUGUGUUACUGACAUGGUUGUCAAGGCGAUACAGCGGACCGCACAGUCACAACCAGGGGGUGGUCAUCUCUGUCUGUCCGUGUAUUACCAUGUGUUUAAGUGGCAACUUGUUCAUGCCUCUCUCGCCCAUUGUGAGUUGGGACAGAUUCCAAUUCUCUGUGCUCCUGUACACAGUAUGUCCGUCGGUAUAGAUAGUGGAUCUGGAAGGAUGGAUGUAGCCUGCACAUGCAAACAGAGCUAAAUAAAGUCCAUUGCAUUUGA
Molecule: messenger RNA, 6422 nt
Organism: Solea senegalensis (Senegalese sole)
Lineage: Eukaryota; Metazoa; Chordata; Actinopteri; Pleuronectiformes; Soleidae
Product: zinc finger protein ZIC 5-like
Exons: 2
Coding region: 80-1390 (436 amino acids)
Biological process (GO): central nervous system development; regulation of transcription by RNA polymerase II
Cellular component (GO): nucleus
Molecular function (GO): RNA polymerase II cis-regulatory region sequence-specific DNA binding; DNA-binding transcription factor activity, RNA polymerase II-specific
Source: RefSeq, a predicted model, not a curated record